Lithohypha guttulata is the source of this 189-nucleotide messenger RNA. RefSeq lists its product as uncharacterized. Lineage: Eukaryota; Fungi; Ascomycota; Eurotiomycetes; Chaetothyriales; Trichomeriaceae. The transcript is spliced from 3 exons. The record is from RefSeq and is a predicted model, not a curated record. Gene Ontology annotation, biological process: mitochondrial respiratory chain complex I assembly. Gene Ontology annotation, cellular component: mitochondrion. Bases 1 to 189 code for a protein of 62 amino acids.
AUGCCUACCAUCGCAGGUCGUGCCAGACCUAUCGAGAAAUUCGCCGAAGCUGUUGCCAAAUGCGGUCCUGAGGCAGCCAACUAUGGCAAGUGCAUCGUCGCGGAUUAUCAAUCAACGUACCAGGACAUGUGUAAGAAGGAGUUCAUGGUGUUGAAAGACUGUUAUUUGAAAGCUGCGAAGAAAAAGUGA